CUGGAGCUCUCGGGCCAUGUGGGUGGAAAAGCUGCCGUUUCAUCCCAGGGAGCACCGCUCCGUCCCCUUCUCUGCUCCCGUGCGGGCUGUGUCGCUGUCUCAGUGCAGGAGAGCUUCCCUUAGAGGUGUUCGCUUUCUGAGCCCUUGCACUGGCUCCUGUGUAGGGCUCCCUUGAAGUGAUGUGCACAUGGAUUUUUGUGUUCUCGUAAUUCUGCCAUCACCUAAUAGCCUUUGUAUCCCCUUCCUCACCUCUUCACCCCAUCCUGCAACAAACUGUGAUCCUGAAUGCUCUGGGGGUGCUCAGGAUGGUGAGGGAAUGGGGGGUAUUUAGUCUGGUUUGUAUGAGACUGACUCUGCAUGUGUGUAAAAUCUGCUCAAUGCUGCAAAAUAUAAGGAGAAUUUGCAAGGACUGAUGAUAAAGCAGGAGUUGUCCUUGACGUAUGUUUGCUAUCCAUCAAGGAAUUGUUCUGCUGGCUUUGAGGUUUGGGUUGUAGGGAGCCUGGUUCCUUGCUUUCAAUCCAAACUAGUUUAAGAUUUUUGACAUAAUGUUUGUGGGCCAGCCUGUUUUCUCCAGGGCAGGCGAACAGCACUACAGACCUCCAUGUCAGAUGUGCUCUUUCUGCUCCCCCAUCCCCACUCUUCAACUCACUGGUGAAAUUACUGGAGUAAACAGUUUUUUGUCCUUAAAUAUGUGACUUAAAAGCUGUUUUUUCAAGUCGGUGAAUAUCUCCUGAGAAGACACAACCAUCCUGACUUUCCUGGAAGCUCUUGAGAGAGGUUUAGGAAGAAGAGAAAUCUCUCAAGGCACCCUCUGAAGGUGAAUAGAAGAAAAAACCUCACAGAUGCUGCUUUAUUCACCUGCAGAGCUGAGUGGUUGUUACCAGCCUGAUGACCUGCUGGUGGCCUGGGAGCUCUCUGGCCGCUGAGAGGGUUCCUUUGGCAGAACUUACUUUGUCCCCAAAUGCCAGGCGAUGGCCUACACAGCUGAGGCAGACACCACAGUCUGAGGAUGGUGCUCAAAGGAUGGCUGUCAGUGAGCUUCACACGUUUCUUUCAUGCUGGCUGCCACACAGAGCACUUUCACCCUCUGCAUCCUGAAGCUUUUAUUUUUAAUACCAAAGAAAUGUCAGAAGGCUCGCGAACACUUUGGUACAGUGAAAACACAGCUGGAAUCUCUGAAGACCAAGUUUCCUGCUGAUCAGUAUUACAGAUUUCAUGAGCACUGGAGGUUUGUGCUUCAGCGGCUGGUGUUUCUGGCAGCAUUUGUAGUCUACUUGGAGUCAGAAACAUUAGUGACCCGAGAAGCUGUUGCAGAAAUACUUGGGAUUGAAGCUGAUCGGGAGCGGGGCUUUCACCUGGACAUUGAAGACUAUCUUUCUGGUGUAUUAACUCUCGCCAGUGAGCUGUCUAGACUGGCAGUGAACAGCGUCACGGCUGGCGACUAUGCUCGCCCUCUGCGCAUCUCAACUUUUAUCAACGAGCUGGAUUCUGGCUUCCGUCUCCUCAACCUGAAGAACGACUCCCUGAGGAAACGUUACGAUGGCCUGAAAUACGAUGUCAAGAAAAUUGAGGAAGUGGUUUACGACUUGUCAAUCAGAGGACUCAAUAAGGAUGCAACAGCUGGUGCGGGUGGAGAGAAAUGAAGGGUGCUUGUUUUAACAGCAUCAUCGAUUACCUCAGAUGGUUGCCAAUUUAGGAAGCAUGCUAGCAAAGCCUUCCUACAGUAGUUUAGAAGAACUGCAGCUAAAAGCUGCUCUCUAUUUUCUUACAAAAGGUGUAGUACGGGUGUUAGAUCCUCGAAAUGUUUUGUAAACUCCUAUCUAGAUUAGGGCAGGAGGCUCUCCCUUUCCAGUGGAGUUCCUCUGUCAAAACACUUGAUGCUGUUCUGUGCACAGCAGCAAUAGCAGUCAGUAAUGCCUGUGAGCUGAAAUACCUUCUCCCUAGUUCCAUAGUGUUGUUUCACUGCUGCAGCAGUGAUGUGCUUCAGCUGCCCCUGCCCGCCCACCUCAGAAGACGUGUGCACAGCCCGCGGCUCAGUGCAGAUACGUGUCAUGCUUUAAAAAACAGUGUAAAUAGAUGUGCAUUUUUUUAAGACACUGAUUGGGGUUUUUUUUGCCUUUUUGUUAAAUUUUCGCUCCGUCAGCAAGUUGAACAGAUUCACAUAACUCUUUAUUAACCAGAUUUUUUUUUAAUGGCUUCUGUUAAUGUAUCCUCAUUAAUUGAGAAAUCAGUGAAGAUAUUACUGAGAAUUUCCCCGUUGGAACUGGUGUGUGCCCCUGGGCACACAUCUAUCUAUCGGUUUUUCCCUUCCUCCAAGAUUUCUGUUACCAGGAAGAGCAAGGACGUGCUUUCCCUGGCUGGUAUUUGUUUUACUGACAUGAGCAAAUGCUGAGGUUUAGUAUGAUCAUUUGCCUUGAGAACUCGGUGUAACCAAUUUUUAUUUUUAACUGCUAUGAUUUCUGAAUAGAGAAGUGUUAACAGAUAAACUGCAGGGUGAGUCCAACUUUUAACUGCCUGGAGAGGCCACAACUGUACCUGUGUCCUGGGAUUAAAAAAGAAACACACCAGAACUAUAGUUCCUGUAGUAAAAUGUUUGUAUCCUUAGAAAAGAGGGAAUUACUAGUUUCAAACACUUUGCAUGUAAGGUGUUUGCAAACACCGACAGCCUCUUUUCCUUUGUCUAAAAGGACACACUCCUACCCCCCAAUGUGUUUGUUCUCUUGUCCUAAAUGACCUAGACUUUUGCCAUUCUUCUUCUACUUGUGGUGGCACAGCAGGGGGUAAGGAGACAAAUGUAAUUUCUUUAGGAGGAGUAUUUCCAGCGGAGGAAAUUGAGAAGUAAAGUUUAUGUGGGUUUGUUAGCGUCUCAUUUUGUUAGCAAAGAUUUACCACUGUUUCAGUUAGGGCAUUGUUUUGUUUAUUGGAAGAAAAUGGUUUCUUGGUUACUUUGGCCAAUAAAAGCUGUUCUUUGAUUUUGGCCAUUUGGUAA
Molecule: messenger RNA, 2989 nt
Organism: Strigops habroptila (Kakapo)
Lineage: Eukaryota; Metazoa; Chordata; Aves; Psittaciformes; Psittacidae
Gene: TSN
Product: translin
Exons: 6
Coding region: 1056-1643 (195 amino acids)
Biological process (GO): RNA metabolic process
Cellular component (GO): nucleus; cytoplasm
Molecular function (GO): RNA binding; single-stranded DNA binding; sequence-specific DNA binding
Source: RefSeq, a predicted model, not a curated record